This is a messenger RNA of Clonostachys rhizophaga, 600 nucleotides long. The record is from the annotation of a GenBank genome assembly. Lineage: Eukaryota; Fungi; Ascomycota; Sordariomycetes; Hypocreales; Bionectriaceae.
AUGGCCCAGCCAGGUGUUCAAUCUUUGAAGUGUGUAGUGACCGGUGACGGUGCAGUUGGCAAGACAUGUUUGCUCAUUUCCUAUACCACGAAUGCCUUCCCAGGCGAAUACAUCCCCACAGUUUUCGAUAAUUACUCGGCCAGUGUGAUGGUUGAUGGCAAGCCCAUCAGCCUUGGACUCUGGGAUACUGCCGGUCAGGAAGAUUACGAUCGACUACGGCCUCUGUCCUACCCUCAGACCGACGUCUUCCUCAUCUGCUUCUCCAUCGUGAGCCCGCCUUCGUUUGACAACGUCAAGGCCAAGUGGCACCCUGAGAUCGGCCACCAUGCCCCCAACACCCCCAUCAUUCUUGUCGGUACCAAGCUCGAUCUGAGAGAAGAUCCUGCCACCCUCGAGUCUCUCCGCCAGAAGCGAAUGGAGCCUGUCACGUACGAACAAGCCCUAAACUGCGCAAAGGAGAUCAGGGCGUACAAGUACCUUGAAUGCUCAGCCCUCACUCAGCGAAAUCUGAAGAGCGUUUUUGAUGAGGCCAUCCGCGCCGUUCUCAACCCCAAACCCACUGUUUCCAGCAAGAAGCGAUCCAAGUGCUCCAUCUUGUAA